AUGUCAAGACGUUUUCGGCACCGGGGCCAGCAGCAUUCGGACGGAGAUGAUUCCGCACUGUUGAGACAUGCGCAGCUUAUCAACGAGCGUGCACACAUCCUUGGAUUACAGCUUCAGCAGGCGGCGCUCGCGACCCGCAUCGCCGCAGCCGUCCGCAGCUAUGGCCAGCCCACGCCGCAGCAGCAGCUCCACGAGCUUUUACGACGCGGCGUCAUCCACAGUGAUCUCGCUGCGGCGCGCACGGAGGUUGCCGCUCUCAAAGCCCUGCUGGAACGCGUACAGCCCGGCCGCCUAGCGAGCACCGCCGCCACCCCCGCUGCCGCAACACGUUCUGGUGCCGGCCGCCAAGCAGGCGGCACCUCCGCUGCUGCCCGGGCCUCCGGUAGUAAACAGUACGCUGCGCUUGCCGUAGACCAUGUACGGCACUGGCUGGAUCAGGCCCAAGAGGCAGUACUCCUACUAGAGGACUUGGCGGCGCCGGGUAGCAUCGAAGAGUGGCCGAUAGAAUCCCCCGAACCCCCCCAGCCACGACCUUCUGGCGGGCCAAACGUUGCGCACUUUAUCCAACGCAUACCGCCGGAGCUAACCGCCCUUAUGCAACUACCAACCACCUCGUACGACCAACACCCGCCACCGUCGCCAGGCCCGGCAACGGCGGCGGCGUCAGCCGCCGCCGCCGUAUUGUGGGACGCAGCACCCCUGCUUCGAGACCCGCAUGCCGCCGCCGCCGCUGCCGUCGCCAGCAGCUUCGGCGCUGGCGGCGGCGGCGGCGGCGGCGGCGGCGCACAUUCCUCGCCCCCGGGGUCCUACCGUGUUGCCUGUCAUGAGAGCGCGGAGCUGAUGUGGCCCUCCCUGGCGCAUGGAGAUCUGGUGCUGCUACUGCCGGGCCGCUACAACUGGCCGGAGGGAACGGUGCUACUGCGGGCGGCGCCUAGUGACGUCGUAAUCCACAAUAACGAGGAGGAUGACGUCUUUGUGGAGUGCGCCGCCGGGCCGCCGCCGCCGCCGCCGCCGCCGCUGGGUGGGGCGGGUGGCGGCAGCGCUGCCGCUGCCACCGCUACAGCUACAGCUACAGCUGCUACAGCCGCUGGAAGCAGCGCCCUCGAAUCUGCUGGUGGUGUUGUGUUUGAGAACCUGACUUUGCUGCAGCUGGGGGGUUACGAGGGAGCCUUGCGGGUGCUCCGCGGCCGUACGACGUUGGUGGACGUGGUCGUACAGUUUACCAUGGGGGGCCUGCAGGUAGACAACGGCGGCCACCUAAUUUGUCGUAAUGUACGAGUGGUGGGCGGUGCUACGGCUGGCGUGCAGGUGGCGGCCGGGGGUGUGGUGGAGCUGCUGGGUGGGUGUGAGGUGACGAGGUGUGGGGCGGGAGACGAUGUGGUGCCCAAGGACCUAGGUGGGGUGGAGGUGAUGGUGCCUCUGGCGGACUACCCCCGGCUAGCACCGCCCAGUCCUCGAGCACUUCUACAGGCCCAUGCCGAACUGCUGGCUGCGCCGCCGCCGGAAGGGGGAAGUACGACACCGCCGCCGCCGCCACCACCACCCGCUUCUCCCAGUGCUGCUGCCGCGUCGGCGGCUCAAUUGGAGUUACUGCAGCCGUACUUGGGUGCCGUACAGCCUCCAGCCACUGUCAUAAUUGGUCCUGGCUGUACCAUUCAGAAUACUCGGGGUUUCGCAGUCUCGCUGGUCAAACGAAAAGCACUGGCGGCAUACCAUGAACUGUUGUACAGCAGCGGCGGAGGCGGAAGCGCGCACGCGACGUACGGCACCAACAAUGGUGCCAGCGGCGGCGCCGCCACCGCCUCCGGCUGUGGCUGCAGUAGCUUAUCCGCCGCUCUUGAGGGUGCUCGCGUACUGGUGUCCCGUGGGUCGGUGCUGGGGCCCCACAACAGCCGGGGGGCGGUGGGGGUGGUGGAGCUGGAGUACCACCAACUGGAUGGAGACGCGGUCAACCGUCGUACGGCAUCACGACACUUCCAUGCCGUACAAGUGACCGCACGUCAAUUACAGGAGGGAUUUUGUUCUCCAGGGGUGGACUGGACGUCGUACAGAGUACGGCUGGAGGGUCAGCCAGCCCGGCCGGGGCGAAGCCCCGGAGUAAUCAAGGGCAGCCGCAGCUUGCGGCAAAUGCUGGUCGCGAGUGAUGGGAGGUGUUUGGGAUCGACAGGCUGCGGUGGCGUCGGCGUCAAUGGCGUCGGUGGCCCCGUCAAGCUGCGCCGCUGCGGCGGCUGCUUGAAGGUGUCGUACUGUACUCCUGGUCCCCGAGAAGUCCGCAUCAUCGAGCGCCCUUUCAAGGAUUUGGACUUUGUGUGCGACGGUUGGAGCAAGAGGGCCGGCAAGGAGCAGAAGAUCCUCAAGCGCGAGAAUCGGGAACUCAACCGGGUCUACCACGCCUUCCAGAAGGUGAACCGCGAACUUGUUGAGGAGCAGGGGGCGCGGCGGGGCGGCGCCCCACCCGAUCAGCUGGGAAAGACCACGAACGACGCCAUUGCUGAGGGUUAG
Volvox carteri f. nagariensis is the source of this 2502-nucleotide messenger RNA. RefSeq lists its product as uncharacterized. Bases 1 to 2502 code for a protein of 833 amino acids. Gene Ontology annotation, cellular component: cytoplasm. The transcript is spliced from 12 exons. Lineage: Eukaryota; Viridiplantae; Chlorophyta; Chlorophyceae; Chlamydomonadales; Volvocaceae. The record is from RefSeq and is a predicted model, not a curated record. Gene Ontology annotation, molecular function: microtubule binding.